ACUGUCCACGUCAAAGGCCAAUAUGUUGUGAUGGACAAUGGCAUUGUCCGGCUGACAUUGUCAAACCCCGAAGGCUUUAUCACUGAAGUUAUGUACAAUGGAGUUGAUAAUUUACUGGAAGUUCAUAGUAGUGAACCGUAUGGAGGGUACUGGGAUGUUGUUUGGAACGAAGAGGAAAAUAAAGAAAUAUUUGAAUUAAUAGAAGGAAGUCAAUUUCAAAAAAUAUAUCAAGAUGACAAGAAAAUUGAAGUGUCUUUCAAGAAGAAGUGGAAUCCCUCCCUCAAAGGCAAGCGUUCUCCUCUCAACAUAGACAAAAGAUUUGUAUUAUUGCAAGGUAGCUCAGGAUUCUACACAUACGCCAUCUAUGAGCAUGGUAAAGGAUGGCCAGACUUCCAAAUAACAGAAACUAGAAUAGCUUUCAAGCUUAGAAAAGAGAAGUUUCAUUACAUGGCGAUCACAGAUAAUAGACAAAGGGUCAUGCCUAUGCUUCAGGAUCGUUCGCCUAAGAGAUCACAGAAGUUAGCCUACCCUGAGGCAGUCAUCCUUGUUAAACCAACUAAUCCAGCCCUUAGAGGAGAGGUGGACGACAAAUAUCAAUACUCCAGCGAGUACAAAGGCAGCUUGGUGCAUGGAUGGAUUUGUGCUAAGCCUUCAAUUGGCUUUUGGUUAAUCACUCCGAGUAAUGAGUUCAAGUCAGGAGGACCUCUCAGACAAGAUUUAACAUCUCAUGUUGGCCCUACUGUCCUCGGUAUGUUCCAUAGUUCUCACUAUGCUGGGGAAGAAAUUGUUGCUAAAUUUACGAAUGGUGAAUACUGGAAGAAAGUGUUUGGCCCAGUAUUCAUCUACCUUAAUUCUGACUUGAAAAACUCAAGACCAAACUUUCUUUGGGAGGAUGCUAAAAGACAGACCCAAAUUGUAGUGGCGAAUUGGCCUUACGAGUUUCCAACUUCAGUGGAUUAUCUUAAGAAAGAGCAAAGAGGAUCUGUUUCUGGAAGGCUACUUAUUUUAGAUAAGUACAUUAGUAAAAAUUACAUAUAUGGGAAUGCAGCUUUUGUUGGUUUAGCUUCUCCAGGAGAAGAAGGAUCUUGGCAAAAAGAAACCAAGGGAUACCAAUUUUGGGUAAGAGCAAACGCCAAAGGAAAUUUCUUUAUAAAAAAUGUUCUCUCUGGAGUUUAUAAUCUGUAUGCAUGGCUUCCUGGUUUCAUUGGAGAAUUUACUUAUAGCACCACAAUUACAGUCACCUCAGGAGGUAAUAUCGACUUACACAACCUUGUAUAUAGACCACCAAGAGAUGGCCCAACCUUGUGGGAGAUUGGCAUUCCUGAUCGCUCUGCUGCAGAGUUCUUUGUUCCUGAUCCAAAUCCUAAAUAUGUCAAUAAACUUUACAUUGAGCACGAUAAGUUUAGACAAUAUGGGUUAUGGGAGAGAUAUGCAGAUUUGUAUCCUACAACUGAUUUAAUUUACCAAGUUGGUGUCAGUAAUUAUACAAAAGACUGGUUCUUUGCUCAAGUUACCAGGAAGCAAAAAGAUAAUUCCAAUAAAGCAACAUGGCAGAUAAAAUUUCAACUUUCUAGUUUACAUAGGACUGGAGUUUACAAGCUCAGGGUGGCACUUGCUUCUGCACACCUUUCUAAACUACAAGUUCGAAUCAAUGACCCGACUAUAGAACCUGCUCACUUCACAACAGGGUUGAUUGGUCGUGACAAUGCAAUUGCAAGGCAUGGAAUCCAUGGUUUUUAUUGGUUGUUCAACAUUAGUUUACAAGGAAGUUGGCUUCGUGAAGGGGAAAACACAAUAUUCUUGACUCAAAGUCAAUCCCAAACCAUGUUUCAAGGAAUCAUGUAUGACUAUAUCCGAAUGGAAGCGACAUAG
Molecule: messenger RNA, 1872 nt
Organism: Zingiber officinale
Lineage: Eukaryota; Viridiplantae; Streptophyta; Magnoliopsida; Zingiberales; Zingiberaceae
Product: rhamnogalacturonate lyase B-like
Exons: 14
Coding region: 31-1872 (613 amino acids)
Biological process (GO): carbohydrate metabolic process
Molecular function (GO): carbohydrate binding; catalytic activity
Source: RefSeq, a predicted model, not a curated record